Messenger RNA from Erythranthe guttata (spotted monkey flower), 750 nucleotides. RefSeq lists its product as hypothetical. NCBI's taxonomy places the organism in Eukaryota, Viridiplantae, Streptophyta, Magnoliopsida, Lamiales, Phrymaceae. The record is from RefSeq and is a predicted model, not a curated record.
UUUUCUUCACCGUACACUACAUUUUCAGAAUUGAAUUAUUAUUUUUUAUUUUUUAAUUCCGGUUAUGGAGGAAGUGAACUUUGUUGUUAAGAAACGAGUUCGUGACUCGCCGGAGGAGACCGAGUCCGAUACAGACUCGCCGGAGGUGAAGAGGCUGAGGGAGAGUCUCUUAGAUGGCCUGGACGACGAUUCCGAGUUAUGCACCUUGAAUCACGAUCUCGACUCGUUUAUGAAGAGCUUCGAGGACGAGAUUACUGUCGGCGCCGGAGUGCCGGAGAAUGACGUGGUUGACCUGACGUCGGAUUCCGGCGAGUCUCGGCCGGAUCUGGGGUACUUGUUGGAGGCUUCCGAUGACGAGCUUGGUAUUCCUCCGCCGGCUGGGUUGGAGGAUGAGUUCAGACCCGAGUUGGUCCGGGUUGAGUCCGACUCGUCCGAGUUCGGAGGCGAGUUCUGGGAAAAUCCGGGUUAUGAUUCAUUCGGGUACGGUGAAGCGGGUAACGAUGACGUGGCGCUGGACGGGUUCUUUGACUAUUAUGAUACGGGGUUUCGGGUCGGGUGAUAUUCCGAGGAGACCCGAAUCGCUGCCGGCUCAAUAGGGUGGUGGGGACUAUUAUGUUAGGUUUAGGGAAAGAAUAUUGUCAAUAUCACUUUAUUUAUUUAUUUUAGACUUUUUAAUAGUUUACUAAUUAAUAGUGAAAGUAUGGCAAAGUAAAACACAAGUUUAGAAAUGUUUAUUGAAUUAUUUCAUAU